CACGGCCAACAACACAGCUCUUGCAAAUCUUCCCGUCGAAGUUUCGAGUUGAAACAGUAUUUUCCCGCCAGCGUCACCGCCAACUUCAUCCGUUCGAGUUCAUUGUCGCAUCGUCUUCACCAUGAAGAAGAGAGAAUACCUUCUUCUCCCUCUGUGAAACUGGUAGGGGUAGGAGAUGGAAUCUCAGAAACGAAAUCUCAGAGUUCGAAAACCGCUCGCGGAUUGUACGAAUACCGUACUCUCUUCGCAAUCGUCGGCUUCGAACUUAUCUGCUGCAAUCAAACCUCGCAAACGUGUAGUUAAAUCCGCGGUUAAGGAUGUUCUUAACAAUGAGAAGGAAGGUGUAUCAAGUUUUGCGUCUGCAUCUACAUCCGUUAAUUUGCAAGCUUCGAACCCUAGUUCUGAGUUUCUUCCUACACAACCUAGCUCUAAUCUUCCUCCUGCGGAAUCAAACCCUAGUUCUGAUUCUCUUCCUACUGAACCUAGUUCCAGUAGUGUUCCUGCAGAAGUCUCUACUCCUUCCCGGCUUGUUGAUUUGCCGUCUAGUUCAGGAACAGAUCGUGUUCCGGAGCCCCAGUCAUUCUACAGUCGAAGGCACCCUGCGAAUAGAAGGAAGAGCACGGAGACAGCAGCUGCACCAUUUAUUUUUUCUACUGCAUCGAAAAUUCUAACUCGGGGUGAGAAAAGAGCUGCAGACAGUAGCCCAUCCAGAGCGAGGACUGUUCCUUAUAGAAAGAGGCAGCGUGGCGCCAUAUAUGGGGAAGAUGAAUCCAAGAUUGAGCUUCCACGGGAAUUUGUUGAGAAGCAGAAAGCAUACUUUUCAGAAGUAGAUGCAUUUGAACUGCUAGUGGAGGAAGCUAAAUCAUCCGAUUCAGAGUAGACUGGUAUAUAGUUUGGAGAAGCAUAGGCAAUGUAAUAAUUCUAGUAGUGUGUAUGGUGUGAAGCUGUAAAGUUCAUUAGACUCAUAGAAACGGCUUGGUCAACUCGUCAUUCAAUGCAGGUGCUGUUUUCUUCCCCAACUCCUUAGCAUAUGUUAGCUUUUUGCGAGUUUACGAUAUCUGAAUUGGACGAUCGAUUGAGUGUAUAUGCUUUAAUAAGUAUGAUAGGGUUGCUGGUCGC
Molecule: messenger RNA, 1119 nt
Organism: Cucurbita pepo subsp. pepo (vegetable marrow)
Lineage: Eukaryota; Viridiplantae; Streptophyta; Magnoliopsida; Cucurbitales; Cucurbitaceae
Source: RefSeq, a predicted model, not a curated record